Amoebophrya sp. A25 is the source of this 5694-nucleotide messenger RNA. NCBI's taxonomy places the organism in Eukaryota, Dinophyceae, Syndiniales, Amoebophryaceae. The record is from the annotation of a GenBank genome assembly.
ACUACCUGUUGGGCCUCUAGGGCUUUCCGCGCGGGCGACUCGGCGCACGUCAAAAUGUUACGGUAUAUUCGACCCGCGCGAACCCUACUGCACCAUAUAAAGCGCCUCGGGAUCGGCGAUCGUUAAGACUGUAGUUUUUCACCAUCUAGAAAAUCUGGAGUGGCGAGUCCCCGCUUCUACGGUAGUCAUGAAGCGACUGCAACAGGAGCACUCAUGAUGAAGAGGCUCAAGGGGAACAACGAACCGUGCGCCAAAGAGUAGGAGCUGAUGCCCCUUGAUCAGUCAGGAAGGUGAAAAACGAACGCUAAGACCCACUCGACAAAAUUGUGAAGAGACACAGGGAUCAGUCAGACAAUGGCAAUGGUGUCAUACCCCAUUUACGGAUGAAAACAUGUUAGAAACGCUGCAACUAGAACAUGUUGCCACUCGUCUAGCACACGGUAUGGUCCAAGGUUGGUUCAUUCGUUGCUUAUAUCAUUGUACUAUUAGUGUCAUGAAUAUGAAUUAAAUAUUGUCCGCUCGUUAUUAUGACUACAUAGCACUCUCGACGGCAGAAGCAACCGUAUCUUGUUCUAGUGGCCAGCAGUCCUCUCCGAAAUUGUUCUGGGGACCAGCAGUCUUUGAUUAGGAGCAACAGUCUUUCACAGUUUUAGACGUUUGCUACGAGACUCUAGCAAGUAACAAGAGUCUUCAUCUUGUAGUAUGGGCCAUUCUCGUGUGUUGGGAGGCGCUUCCUUCAUCUGAAUUCUCCGAAGAGGAGCGUGAGCGGGAGGAAGAUGAUAUCUGGGUCAGAGACGGCGACGAGAUCAGCCAGUUUUAAGGCAGGAAAAGCUAUGCUCGUCUAGUUGAAACCGAAUGUUGAUUAUAGUCCCUGUGCUAGUUCUUUAUCUUUUGAUGAUGGUGAUUCCUAUAUCAUACUGCUUACAUCACCAUCAGUUACACUACCUAUGAUGAAGCAGAGAGAAAAAGUCUUCGCACUGUAUCGGUUGUUUGAAUCAUAAUCCUUAGGAUACCAGGCUUCUAAUAACAGUGCUGCGAACUUGUUGUUGUAUCUGAUCAUACUGUAGCAGCUUUUUCUUGGGAGCCAGAGCCUAAUUGUCAGUUAUUCUAAGGUCGGAACAAACUUCAGCAGAUAGUGGCAAACGCGCUGAGAGCGCGAGUAUCAAGACGUCGAGAACGCGAAGCAAACUGGUUUGAGUGUCAAGAAUCGGAUUCCAACGGAGGCCCACAGUAUGGCUCCAGAAGUUUUUUUCCUUCCAUCUCUGUAUUGGAUCAUCUUCCUGGCAGUUUUUUGCAACCUACUUAGCCCCAGCCAGACUGCAUCGAGAGUGAUGCAUUCUUCGAAGUGUUUUUUCAGAUGGGUCUCCAGGAUGAUCCACUCGUCUGAAUGGAAGAAAUUACAUCCUUCAUUUGCAAAGUGCUGGAGACGGUUUUGGGAGUCCACCGGGACGCAGCUCGUUAUGUGAUCGAAGUAGUUUUAGGCCGUCGUUACUUUAUAACAACCCUGGGUCCAGCAACCAAAAUGCUAGUCUUACUUUUGGUACAUAGCAUGUUCGCAAAUCGGCAGUGCUCGUUAGACUUAAGUGGGUUUCCUGAGUAGUAAAAGAUGUAAAUGGGAUGAUAAAACAGCAAGAAGAUGUAGAUCGAAUGACAUGAAAAGCUUCGACCUUGUUCCAGACCGUCGAUGUAGAAUGUAACUCAUCAAUGUGUUAAAAAGUAGGGAAAUUCAUGUGCUUCAGCAGAACAAGGCAGUGCCGCGACAGGUGCCGAUGGUGCAAGUCAGCGUCUGGGCCUGGGCAUAUGCGGUUUCGCAGGACGACGUCCGGGUCUUUUAUACACUAAGGCUCUAAGCACAACCACAAGUUUUAUCCUCGUUUAUCAUAGACCUAGACGUCAAAAAGUUUUAGUUUACUAGACUUGAGCGGGCGGUAGCACUCCUCCCACUAGGAUCGUCCACCCCUGGCACGCACUUCCUCAACCCCGGCGGGAUUCCGUUUCUCCGGCUCUUCCCCCGCCCGCCAACCGUCUGGCGGCGUUGAUCGUUGGAAGAAGAGCUGGGCGGGGGACGGCGUGCGGCCAUUGAUUAAAAAGGCACAGACUGAAGUCGUUGGCCUGUCGGUGUGCUCUUCUUUUGGUAGCUAUAAAAUUUAGAAACUUCUGGGCAUCGCCGUGAAUUUUUGAAAAGUUGGAACUUUUUGGGUGCAAAUUGUAAAAGUUUUGACUUUAUCGCGUAGGCUUUAAAUUUAGCGCCCAUCUGCGCGAGGUCAGAGCUAACCAACUCCCGAACCAUUUUCAACUUUUUGGGUUCAAAUUGUAAAGGUUUUGACUCUAUCGCGUAGGGUUUAGAUUUCGUGCCCAUCUGCGCGAGGUCAGGGCUAACCAGUUCCCGAGCCAGUUUGGAAAGUUUGGAAGGCUUGGAAAGUUUGCGAGUUUGUGAGCUCGUGAGCCAGAAGUGGAAGAGUUUGGGCACGGAAGUUGAAGGUUGAGAGUUUGGCGGGGUCGGUGUUGUUCUUGAGUUUAGCUCUUUGAUAUUUAGAAAGUAACUGCGUAAUUUUCCUCCGUCUUAAUCCGUGCAGUCAAUAAUCGGCGUUAAUUUGAGGUCCUGGUCUAUUUAAUUCUCAUUGUAUCUCUUGCGUAUGGGUUUUCUUGCUGGACUUAGCUAUCAGGUCUAAAUGUCUAGACUAUCUCUCAGUCGUUGUGCUAGUCCAUGAGGACUUAUCAUGAGGAUAGCAAAGGAACACCUAUAUCUCAUUCUUGAAGGGGACAAAAAGCUCGAAGUCAAUAUAUUGCACGAACUGCUAGACUUCUAUUGAUUCAACAGGGUCUACACUAUUUUCAUCGUGUAGUAUUCUAAGUAUGACGGAAUAACCGAACCACGGGAACUGGCGCAGUCAACUGACACUGGGUACUGUGAUCUCCGUGCAACCUCACUCUUUAUUUUCGGAGACCGUUGCAUCGGAGUUGCAGUUACCGUAGCUCUUGCUUCCACGCAUGGUAUUGCUGUAGUAUGAUCAUUUGAUGAUGUUAUCGUAGCGGCAUCGCUACCUAAGUUUUGAUGUCAAUAAUAGCGGCAGAAGAUUUAUAAUCAAAACUAAGCACCACAACCACUCUUACAUGUGCUUUCAAGUUUUUUAGUAGAUAUUUUCGAUGUACUAACUACCAUGGGAAUUCGAAAGUCACCAGGACGUGCUGUCUACUGUUGUUCUUGGGCACUUUAGUUUAUCUUCUUCAGAGUACAUGCGCUGACUUGUCGACCAGAAAAAGCAGCCUUCUAGUAAGAUGCUUCCUAGGUGGUGACUAAGUACAGUUAUAUUAGGGGCAUCAACGUGAGAUUCUAGGAAGACUAGGAAAUGCUCUAUCGACAGCUCUUCUCGAUGGGCGUGCCUCUGCGCUUGGAAAACGAUAUGCGGCGAAAGUAGGUCUUUUUUUUGAUUGCGGAUGGGCGUCCACGAGCGAUCUCGUCUCGUUGAGGUAUAACGCAGUUCACCCGAGCAAAACAAAAUCUCUGUCUAUGGAAACAAGAUUUGUAGACAUCAGCUUUCGAAGAUGUUGUAAGUACGAUCAACGUGCAUCAAUGAAAUUAGAACCGCGCUAUAAAGACAUUUUACUCCUCGCACAUGAUCGAUUUCGGGGAGAUCGAAUACUUAAAUGUAGCCGCGACGACCUUUUUAAAUCUACAAGGAAGUGGUCGCGAUCGUGAUUACAAGACGAGGUCUUGUUGCAAUCACUUCUAAGGAUGUCACUCCUUAUUAUCCGGCGCGGCUUGUUGAGUUUUGGGUGGGCCCAGAGACCGAUACACACCCCUACGACGGGAGACUACAUAUCGGGCCUGCACCCCUGGCAAAUUCUGUAGCGGCAUGUGGGGUGGCGACAUUUCAAGCUUCACUGCUGUUCCGCUUACGCGGGAGCGCAGAACACUUAAGACCAGUUUCAUAGAAAAUCUUCGUUGCGAAAUAUGUCCGACACUCGAAAAACAAGCUACGAUAAAAGAGAGAGAGGAGAUAGCAACUACUCAGUGAUGCCUUCAUCGAAUUAUAUAGGUAGUAGUAGUACUGUAUAGCGAGUCCUUCUUGUUUCAUUUGAAGCUUCGUCGGCGGACCCUCGUAUGCGUUUCCCCCCGAUGGCACCGAUGCAGAAUUACCUGCUGCAGCAGUCUCUGAAGGAAGUAACGCUGACUUAAGUUGAGCGAGAUAUGAUUAGAAGGCUUUGCUGAAUCGAACUAAGUAAAGAUAACUUCGAGCUUGAUGUAGACUGGUAGUACUUCUCCUACGGAUGUGAAUGAAUGAACUAGAUGUGAUUCAUCAAUGUUGCAGCUAGCUCCUUUGAUUGUUCGUUACGCGAGAAGCUAUGGGCUCUAACAAAUGUUCGCAAGAACAGGCGCGACGGAGCAGGGAGAUGAUCCCUCUAUGUUCUGGGCGCGCACGGCACAAGGAAUUUCUACCGUGAAUGCAUUGUUAUGCUUCUAGUAUUGGAUGCAUAUGUAGUAUACGAUGCUUAGAAAGUAAUGUCAUCCUCCGGUUAGUUUUUACCUCUAGAGAUUUAGCCCUUCCAACAAGGUAAUGCCAUCCUUUUAACGUCUCGGUCGGACUAGAAUGUGAGACAUGGCUUUCGCAUUCAAUUUGCCGUACUUGAAACUUCUUGAAAAUUAUGGUAGAGAACUGUGGAAUGUACUUAUUGCUCAUGAUACCAUGAUUAAUUGAAAUUUAUUUCAUUACUGUAUGUGCCUCUCUUCUGUUUCAUAUGCCGAUCUUUACCACGUUCUUGAGCAGGUUCGCACCGUACUCGCAAAGACGGCGAUAAAGGACGACUUUGCCGAGAUGACACAAGUUGAGCCUGCUGCGCCCAGCGACGAAAGUCAAAAAUCUCUGGUGAUUCGGCCAAUCGUAUUCGAGACGCACAAAGACUGCGCGGAUAGCUCAUUUUUGCAGUACCACACCCUGCUUUAUGGCGGCCCCUGAUGAAACCGCUUACUGAAUGCGACGAUGAUUUGUGAAUUGAAGCGUCCACAACGUUUCAGCAGUUUUGAUUUUUUUUUUCUUGUAAGAGAUCGAGAUAUUUAUAUCAAUAAUUUUUCAAAGCAAUUGGUUCGACUUCGGUUUUGAAUGAUUAUGUUCAUGAAGAUAAUCUAUUCACCGGAAUAACAUGUAUCUAUGCUACGACUAUAUGUGAAUGUGCAUGCUGUACCGACGCGAAGGGUACUAGCUCCCCAGGUAGUCACAAGAUUCAUACUUCGGAUUGGGUUGCACACGAGAAACCGGUCUUCUUCUUUCGCAAUCGUGUCACGGCUGUUACACAGGGAAUGUGCAGCGUCCCAGCUUGUUUCGACGGAGAGCGAGCAAUCUUCUCGUCACCUCAAGUUAAGUCGGACCGUCUGUUCAUGAAAUAUAUUCUACUAGUCGGCUGUUUUGCCCUCGUUACAUCGGAAGUACUCAUCGGGUCACGCCUUUGUCUAAUCGGCAACAGCUUCGACACGCAGCGGGUGCUGCAGCCCCUGGGGGUUUCUUUGCCAAGGAGAAUGGUGGAUUACUUGCAGCAAUGCAGGGUGCACCUGCGGCGGGCAAGAUGGACGCCCAGGAGCCUGACACGAAUUCGAUGAACGCAGCUGAAAACCUACUCUUAUGUCAAAAUUGAUAGGUUUACUUGGCGAUUGGAAAAGGUUCCUUUGUUAUCGCCCUGUUUGUUCUUGGAAGAAAU